Molecule: messenger RNA, 3866 nt
Organism: Xenopus tropicalis (tropical clawed frog)
Lineage: Eukaryota; Metazoa; Chordata; Amphibia; Anura; Pipidae
Exons: 2
Coding region: 710-1717 (335 amino acids)
Biological process (GO): signal transduction; G protein-coupled receptor signaling pathway
Cellular component (GO): membrane
Molecular function (GO): G protein-coupled receptor activity
Source: RefSeq, a predicted model, not a curated record
UGGUGGGAAGCAGCAAGUUGGACACCCCAACUACACUACUUAUAUUACCUGAACUGGAGUUUUCAGAAUCAGAAAAUCAUACUUGGUUUCAAGGAAAAGAAUACAAGGAUGCGGAACACACAAGAAAAUCUAAUAAGAAGUGCAGUUUUCUGCAAGCCUAUUCCUUUAUGGCAACCAACAAGCAGGUUAGCUUAUUGAAAGAGUUAUUGCUUAUUAGCUUAUUGCUAUGUGUUAUUAGACCCAGGCAAAAUCCCCAAAAACUGAUUUAAUAAACAAAAAUUCCCAGCUCUCUAUUUUAUCAUGGGACUUUUCAUUCCAACAUUCCAGUUAUGUGUAAGGCAGCCCGAAUAAGGAAAAUGACACACUGUCAGGUUUUGGAUGUAGAACUGCAUCACCUGACUCAUAUGCGCCAUAGAGACUGUCCUCUGCCAAAAACUCAUGUAACAGUCAUUCCUCUGACAAGCAAGGGGUUAAAUCACACGUCACAAUCCUACAGGCCGUUAGAAAAAGAAACCUGAACUGUUUGCAACUUCCGUUGCUGCAAAGGGAACUCCAGAUUGGUAACAGACUCCUUAUUCAGACCCUGGCAGCCUCAAGAGCUUCCAAGGCUGAGAGAGGAAUGAAAUGCAUUGAUCCUUUACAUUAGACUUAUAGCAAGCUCCCUUGAAAGAGGUAAUUCAUUUCCCUCAGUGUCCAUUUACAAGCAGCUAUGGCGCUUCAGAACAAAACAGGCCUAUAUUAUCCAAGCCAAACCCUGGGCCCUGAAAUAGAUGUAGAAGAAGUGAUUUUUUCCCAGACUGUCAUUUCACGAGUAUUACAUGGAUACAUUGGAAUCAUGGUCCCACUUGGGUUACUGUCUGGUAUAACUAUUCUUGCCAUUAUCAUCAGGAAAAAAAUUCGUCAUCAGACGAUGGAGAACUUGGACUUUUAUCUUUUGAGCGUGGCUGUUACAGACCUUACAAUCAUUCUGUAUUCUUUCACUGCUAUAACAAGACCGAGUUACAUGGAAAUAACAAACCUGGCCUGUGGAGCGAUCUCCACUCUCUUCAAUGUAAGCUAUUUUACCACUCAGGAUCUCCUGCUUCUCAUGUUUUUUACAAUGGUUGCUCCAAACAGUUCCAUGCUAAGCUCAUUGCUGACCACAGUAAACCAGAAUCGUUUGGCGACAAUGUCUGUCACAGUACUUUUCUCAAUUCUAAUGUCCCUCCUGGCAGCAUCAUUACUUGGCACACACAAGGAACUUCACACCACAACAUUCUGCCAGCUGGACCCACUUAAUGCCAAACCAGAGUAUGACCUUGUAAAGUUCACAGCUGGAUUUUGCUUUCCAACUCUCCUCACUCUUUUACUUUUGCUGUUAUUGGUUUAUCAGUUAAGACGAGCCGAAGAUUCCACAGUAAAGGAAAACAUUCAGACCCAGAAAGCAACCCUUCUCCAUGUUGCCAUUAUGUUUGUGUGCCGCUUAUUCUACAAUGUCAUGCUGAUUAGAAGGGCAAGUCUAAAGCUAUGUGUUCUUAGCAUGUCUGCCAGAGAGGAGCUGCUAUUUAAUGCUGCAGAACUGGUGGUAUUCAGUGGAAGUUCCCUAAAUCUAAUCUUCACCCUCACUUUCCAUGGUCCGUGCAGAUUAGGUGUCUGGAAAGCCCUACAUUUCCUUAAAAAGCUUUGUUGUAAAUCCCAAACCUAUGAUGGUGUUGAAAUGCACAGUUCCACAAAAUGAUAUUAGUUUUCCUGGCUUUGGACAAGCUUUUAUACUAGCCAUUUUCUAUGACACCAAAAAAAGAAUGAAAGGAGAAAGUGGGGGAAAAAAGUUACAAACUCAGAUUUCAAGGGCCUAUCCAGGUUAUACCUACAAAGUAUUACUACAAACAGUAAAUAUAAUUAUAUCUGUUAUUCAUUUUAUUUGUGUGAUUUCUCAGGAGUGCUGAAGCUUUUAAAAACAUUAAAAUGUAAAGAGGCAAAUUCUAGCAGGACUGCCCUUUAAAAGGCUAUAUAAAGACAUAUAAAACGUAAUGUCCUCCAGAACAGGGCUGUCCAACUGGAUGCCCAUGGGCCGGAUGGGGCCCUCUAAAGGAUUUUUGUGCCCCCCCCAAUCUCCUCAGUUGUUCCAUAGACUUCACUGUAUGACAUCAUCAUUAUAAUUGAAUACGGCCCUUCAACAUGCUGUAUGACAUAUAAUUGGACCACUCCUUGUAAUAAGUUGGACCGCCCUGCUCCAGAAGAAUCCCGUGCUGUAAUUUUUCUGUGAAGGAAAUACAUGUAUUUAUAUUCAAAUGUGAACAAAGACAUCAGAAAAGCCAUUCUCUUUGUUUUCCCUGCUUCUGAACAGCUUCCGGAACUCUGCAUGGUAUUAUAAACUCUAAUCAGCAGGGCCCAAUUUCCAUCUUGCAUCUGGCAGUAUUUGUAUCUUAUCUGUAUGUUAAUUGUAUACACCCUGCUAUUGUACAGUGCUGCUGAAUAUGUUUGUGCUUUAUAGAAAUGAUUAAGUAUUGGUAAGCUACAGACUCUCAUUACAGCUGCCCAGCAACACUCCAAAAUCACAGAGGCAGCUUAAUUGCCUUCUUACAGAAUUGCCCAUAGUGUUUGUGGGACCUUAGAGUGUAAGCUCCACUGGAGCGGGGUCUAAUGUGAAUGAAGUAUAAUCUCUAUAAAGUGCUGUGUAAAAGUAUCAGUGCUAUUAAAGAUAAAAAUUAAGUAGGAUUGCCUCCAAAUCCUCUCCUCUUUUAGCCCUCAUUUAAUGUAAACAGUCUAAUUAGUGUCAGCCUUCGCUUUGCAUGGGAGCAAAACAAACUGAUUACAUGUUUCCCAUGACAUCUCUACUGAAGGAAAUUGCUUUCUGAAUUGACGAAGUGAAGUGAAGAUCCCAGUCUCGCUGUUGUUAUAGUGUUAAGGAUCUAAGAUUUUGUGUAUUUUGUGCACCAUGUCAAAGGUUGCCCAGAAUGCAUAUGGGGAUCAAAAUCAGAGCAGAAGUUGGCAUUAAGACUGCACAUAGGAUGAGGGCAAAGAGCUUACACAGGUGAAAGGCAAGUGUUAACAUGAAGUACAGGGAUGGAGAGAAACAGAUAGCACUAAAGACAAAGGUACUUAUGAAUUACGGGGGGAAAAUGCUGUAUGUUGGGUACAGAGGAUGCAAAAAGACAACUAUGGGUAUAUCAGGUACAGGAAUUCAUAUAGGAUUCAAAAUGGAUCCUGGAUGGAUGCACAAGAAUGCCAAACUGGCUGGUGGCAUAGUGACUAUCAAGGGACCCUAAAUGGAAAGCAAAGGGGAUGGAAGGCACAGACAUUCAGAUGAGUUACAGGAUGGGUAGUACAGGGAUUCACAUGGGAAAUUGGAUGGAUGGCAAUAAAAUUCACAUAAGGCACUGAAUAAGUGGCACAUUGAUACAAACUGGCCUAGAUGGGAGAUACAGGGGGCACAGGUGAGAACAUUAUCAUUUAUCAGAAUUUUCUGGUCUGUUCUGCUCUCAGUGUAAGAGUAAUUGCAUACGGGUGGGCUUUAGAGCAACUCUAACCUCCAUCCCCUAUGGAUUUCCACUGAAAUGUUUAGGGACUUUAAUGCAAAUCUAUAGGGUACGCCAAAGGGCUCCCAAAGCACUCAUUUUCAUACCAUCAUGCAGCCAAUUUAUUUUUUUACAUUCCCUGAGUGAUGGGCAGCAGAUGGACUAAUAGCAGGUCCAGAGAAAAAGCCUUGCACAGAAAGUGUUCUGUAAUGGAAGUAGGGAGACACCUAACGUGCAAAAGGAGGCCAAGGGUGCAAAUAGUGACAAGGCAUGUGCAUAGUGCAGUGCAUGCAAUCUGUGGACACAGAGCAUGCAUACAUACAAGUAUAGAUUGCUGGCAUUAACUGACAAUAAAAUCACAAAUGAUAA